AUGGCGCCGGUGUACAUCGCUGGCAAGACCGUCAUUCAAGUCUACGACUUCGAUGCUACGACUGGGGCACUGAUCGAAGCGAAGACGCCGCCCCUUGAAGUGGACGGGGCAGGUAGCUUCCUCGCCCUCGGCCAUGCUGCGGGCUAUUCGAACAAUGCGUUGUACUCCGUGGCCAAGCCUGGCGCAGCUGCCUUCCGCGUCGAUCCGGCCACCGGGCUCUUGGCUCACCUCAACACGGUGAAGUGCGACAUCUCAGGCGCCGCGCACGUCUCCCUGGCCUACCGGGGUGUGGAGGGUGUGGUCAUCACCUCUGCCUAUGGUGGAGGCGGCUUGAAUGUGAUCAAGGUCCGUGAAGAUGGCAGUCUGGCAGAGGUGGAGCCGGGAGCAUCGAUCCAGCAUCACGGGGGCAGCAACGUCUAUCAACCUGCAGAGGGCAACGAGCAGGAACAGGCGCAUCCGCAUUCCUGCUUUUUGGAUCCCGAAGGCAGGUUUGCCCUCGUUUCCGAUCUGGGCCAAGACAAGAUCUAUACCUACGCCGUGGAUGCUUUGAAGGGGCGCCUCGAAGCGCGCGGUGCCCUCGCAACGGCCCCGGGUGCAGGGCCGCGACACCUGUGUUUUCACCCCAGUGGACAGCUGGUGUACGGCAUCAAUGAGCUUGACUGCACAAUCAACGUUUACAGCUACGAUCGUGAUGAAGGCAAGCUCGGGCUGAUCCAAACAGUGUCCACGCUGCCGGCAGGCUACAACAACCGGGAUCACGCCAAUGCGAAGAAUGCUGCGGGAGAACCUGCAACAGGACCUAACAGGCCACAGCAGACCAAUGCGACUGCAGACAUCCACGUCUCGCCAGACGGUCGUUUCGUGUAUGGCUCGAACCGGGGCCAUGACAGCUUGGUCUGCUUCGCAGCCACUGGAAGCCAGCUGGAGCUGGUGGGCUUCACCUACACCCAAGGUGCGCACCCUCGAAACUUCAGCAUCCACCCCUCGGGGGACUGGGUCCUGGUAGCGAAUCAGGACAGUGACAACGUGGUGGUCUUCAGACGAGAUCAAGCCACAGGUGGUCUUACAGCGACAGACGCCCGGGUGACAGUCAAGGCAGCCAGGUGCAUCGUCUGGGGCCUUCCCGUGGAGCCUCGGAAAUGA
This is a messenger RNA of Symbiodinium sp. CCMP2456, 1143 nucleotides long. Lineage: Eukaryota; Dinophyceae; Suessiales; Symbiodiniaceae. The record is from the annotation of a GenBank genome assembly.